AAAAAACAAUUGACAGAAUUAUCUAUGGUCUAAUGGAUCACAGUAUCAUAUAUAUUUAUAAUAAAACAGUUAAUGUUGUUCUGUUUUAGAUGGCAAGAUCAAAAGUAUCUGGAGAUUACAGUAUACCUCAGAAGGACCUGGAAGAUCUUAAAGAUACCAUAACUAGUCAAGAUCUUCCAACAGCAAUAAACACCAUCAAAGAGUAUCUCAAGCAGCAAGAUCUUGUUGAGCUUAACAUUGGUGUGGCUGGAGAGUCUGGCUCUGGAAAGUCCACAUUUGUCAAUGCAUUCAGAGGUUUAGGAGAUGAAGACAAGGGCUCUGCUAAAACCGGUGUAGUAGAAACCACUUUGGAGCCUGAAGUUUAUCAUCAUCCAAAAUACAACAAUGUGAAAGUGUGGGAUCUUCCUGGCAUUGGAACACCAAACUUCAAAGCCGAUGAGUACCUUCAGCAGGUUGAGUUUGAGCGCUAUGAUUUUUUCAUCAUCAUUGCUUCAGAUCGGUUCAGAGAAUGCCACACUCAGCUGGCCAAAGAGAUCAUGAGGAUGGGGAAAAAGUUUUACUUUGUUCGUUCCAAGAUUGACGCAAGCAUUACUGCUGAAAAGAGGAAGAAGAACUUUGACUUGGAAGAGACACUGGAUGCCAUCCGAGAGGACUGUGUAAAUGGUCUGAGAAAGAUCGGUAUAGAAGAUCCUGUUGUAUUCCUGAUCUCAGGCUGGGAGCUCGGCAAGUAUGAUUUAAAUCUGCUGCAGGACAGAAUGGAGAAAGAGCUUCCACAGCAUAAGAGACGUGUGCUGUUGUUGGCUUUGCCAAAUAUCACUCUGGAGAUUAACGAGAAGAAGAAGAAAGCUCUUGAGGAAAACAUUGUAAGAGUUGCCUUUCUGUCUGCUUGUGUGGCUGCUGUUCCCAUUCCUGGUCUUUCCAUUGCUGUGGAUUUAGUCAUUGUUAAAAGGGAGAUAGAAAUUUACUACAGCACCUUUGGUCUGGAUGAUCCAUCCCUGCAGAUGCUGUGUGAAAAAUCUGGGAAAUCUUUUCAACAAUUGAAAAGUUUAUUGAAAUCUCCACUGAGUGGUGGGAUAAACCCAGCUUCAAUUUUAACCUUGCUGGGUGCUGCAUCCAUACUCAUUGCUGAAGAUGUAGUUGAGCUUACCCUGAGCUUCUUACCCAUAAUUGGUACUGUGGUGGCAGGAGGAUUCUCGUAUGCGACAGUCUAUUUUAUGCUGAAUAAAGCUUUAAAUGACCUAGCAGAAGAUGCCAGAAAUGUGUUAAUGGCUGCAGUGGGGACUGAUGUGUAAACCUGAAAAUUUCUCAAACUGAAAAUCUCUAAACUGAAAAUCUCUCAACCGCGAAACUAAAUAUUUAAAAAAUUAAAUAUAUAAAAAUAUAUUCCUCAAAUAUAUUUACUUUCUCAUCAUUAUUUGUACAUUUAGAAGACAUACAGGACAUAAUUAAAACUAAACCUUAAAAAAAGUACUUCACAAAAACAACAAUAUCUAAUUCAGUGGAUCAUGAUUUACUUUCUUCUACACUUGACACAAAUAGGACUCUGCUUGGAAUUCUACAUGAUUUGCUGCAACCUAUAUGUUUGUUUUUUUGUUCAGAAUGCAAAGAGACAAAUAAAACAUAAUCUAUCAAAUGUAAAAAGAAAAGAAAAAAGUACAUUUUAUUUCGCUUUGAUACAGCCCAACAAUCUAAAGCAGGGGUCACCAAACUUGUUCCUGGAGGGUCUGUGUCCUGCAGAUUUUAGCUCCAACCCUAA
This is a messenger RNA of Danio rerio (zebrafish), 1756 nucleotides long. NCBI's taxonomy places the organism in Eukaryota, Metazoa, Chordata, Actinopteri, Cypriniformes, Danionidae. The record is from RefSeq and is a predicted model, not a curated record.